Haplochromis burtoni (Burton's mouthbrooder) is the source of this 1428-nucleotide messenger RNA. It is a transcript of the gene ppp1r11, whose product is annotated as protein phosphatase 1, regulatory (inhibitor) subunit 11. Gene Ontology annotation, molecular function: protein phosphatase 1 binding; protein serine/threonine phosphatase inhibitor activity. Gene Ontology annotation, cellular component: nucleus. The coding region runs from base 328 to 699 and encodes 123 amino acids. The transcript has 3 exons. The record is from RefSeq and is a predicted model, not a curated record. Lineage: Eukaryota; Metazoa; Chordata; Actinopteri; Cichliformes; Cichlidae.
AUAAUGAUGUAGCCCAGCGACUACUGUCAUGUGAUUAUUUUUGUGGGUGAUGAUGGUUCCCAUAGCUGAUAGUUGUAACGAGGAGCCGUACGUUUCCGUUCCGACCCUGGCUAACGCGUUUUGUGCUUUGACUGUAGCCACCGCUGUCCCACACCUCGUAACUGUGGGUUGACAUUUUUCCAUUCAGUGCGAUUUUUGGAGUUAAAGAGCGGAAGGUUAGUCGGUUAGCUGUCGACUAACGCGGUGUCGCUCAUUUUUGACGCUCUGCUUCGUUUCUUUUGGAUCUUUAAGCUAGUUAACGGUAGCGUUAGCAAAGCAGCUGCAGGGAUGGCGGAGGUUCCAGGAACAUCCAGUGAGACCAUAACGGAGACCGUUCAGACGAGCACGCCGCCGCCGCCCCAGCAGGAGGGACGAAGCUUGACAAUCAAGUUGAGGAAGAGGAAGACUGAGAAGAAGGUGGAGUGGUCCAGUGACACUGUCGACAACGAGCAUUUGGGAAGAAGGUCUUCAAAGUGCUGCUGCAUUUACGAGAAGCCCCGACAGUUUGGAGAAUCUUCCUCCGAGAGCGAGGGAGACGACGACGACGAAGGCUGCGGCAGCGCUCACUGUAUCCUGGGCCACGGCAGGAGAGGCCAUGGACAGACGGGGGGUGGGGGGACUACAGUACCCCCAAACUCUGGGGGGUCGCACUCGCACUAACAAAAAGCAGGGCUGAUUGUGUGGUCUGAGGGCUCUUUGGCGCCACGACAAUGACACAUUAAAAACAAACAAACUGCACUCUUGUUUUAGUUUAGUUUCAUCACUGAGGUUCAGGCCUGACAACCGGGCUUCAGCCCGAGUCUGAAAGUCCCAGCUGCUGCCGCACGACGGCAGCCUCUGUGCUGCUGCUCCUCUCGGGGAAAGUCAUGGCCACGUCACGGGCUCGUGGAAAAUACUUUGCCGACCUCAAAGCGUGUUUGCUAUUGUGCCAACUUAAAUAUGAAGCAUAGACUGGCAACACGUUCAAAUUGUGAUUCUAAUUGAAAUCAAAUGACAGUUUCAGCGUUUUUCCAAUCAGCUCCACUCGGUGUGCAUGACAUCACUGCUCAGCCUUAUCUGCCGACCUAACAUACUAGGAAAAUAAGCUCUGAGCUUUGAACUUUAUUCUUUCCUUUGUUUGGUUUUAUUGAGUUGUGCUGGCAGGUUGGGCUCCUUUAUGGUCAUCAUCUAGGUGAUGCGUAUCAACCCCAUGAUGUGGAGGUUUGAAAGGAUUAUUUAGAAAAGAAAAAUAAAACUUGUAAAAUCGAUUUUCAUUUUUCCAGAAAAGUUAUGUCUGCAGAUUCCACAGUGCACCCAGAAGAGCUUCACAGCUCUAUAACAGUCGCAUUACUUCCUGUUACUUCGUAGAGCUUUAAAUCAUUCCAAAAGUAGUCAUUAGUAGCAAUGUGA